AUGUCUGCACCACCAUGCCUUACACCCGACCAAGUGGCCGCUUACGAGGCUGUGACUGGUUUGGAUAUUGCAUCGAUCGGCCUGCCACCAUCCCCGGCCUCGCUGCAGGCACUCGUCACCGCACAUACCGAUGCCUUUGCCUGGGGCGACCUCUCGAACUGGAUCGCCGGUGAGGAGCCGACCAUCUCGCACGAUGUUAUCUUUGACAAGCUUGUCCGGCUGCGGCGCGAUGGCUGGUGCCUCGAGCAGAACUCGCUGAUGCAUCGGGUCCUCGUCACCAUCGGCGUGCAGUGCUGGAUGGUCCGCGCCCGCGUCAACGUUCGCCAUCACAAGCCGUUGCCCGGAUCUGAGCUCGUCUGGGGCGACCGUGACUCGCACGUUGCCCUGAUUGUCGAUGCCGGGCCCGAGCACGGGGUGUGGCUUCUCGAUGCGGGAUUUGGAACGGUUAUUACUGCCCCAGUCGCGCUCGGAUCCUUGCUCGGUCGCCUCGUGGUCGGCCACCUCGAGGCCGGCGGCACGGACUGGGACGAUGCCCUGGGCCAAGUCGAGCCUGUCCGCGCUGCAGUCCGCCCAGCCUCGGCGUAUGCAUCACCCGGGAGUGCAUUGGCUGGGCUCGACAACGGCUCGGCGCUCGGCCCGCUCACAGCCGGCGAUGCAGCCACCUACGCGGUGGCCAUCGGCGCGUACGCCGGCGUCGGGUCCGCUGAUGCUGAUGACGCUUCGGAUGCAGUCGGUAUGGCACUUCUUGUCGUCGCCGAUGAUGCUUCGAGUGACGAUCCCUCUCUGGUGCCGGGGUACGUCUUCCGUCCGAUCCCGGUCGAGCUGGGCGAGUUUGCCGACCUCAACCAGUGGCUCAUGACCGAAUCCAUCUUCUCGCGCAUGCUUGUUGUCCGCCAGCGACGCAGCACCGAUCCAGGCAUCGAGCACACAGUGAAGGUCUCAACUGACGGGCAAGCUGUUGUUGUGAUCACUGCCAACUCGAAGAGCCCUGGUCGUGCCCACGACGUCGAGACCGUAGUCCGCGAGGCCGGAGAUGGUGACGACAAGGCUAGUUUCGUCGUCAGCGCGCUCACCGACAUCUUUGGCAUGACCGACCUCAUCCCUGCGGCACUGAUCUUGCCCUGCGAGGCGAGCAAGUGAGACAUUUACGAUGCGACAUUGUCACCGUUUGUGUGGCCGUCCGCUGUCGUCGUCGACCUGCGACGAGCCCG
Messenger RNA from Thecamonas trahens ATCC 50062, 1211 nucleotides. RefSeq names its product arylamine N-acetyltransferase. Gene Ontology annotation, molecular function: acetyltransferase activity. Bases 1 to 1140 code for a protein of 379 amino acids. The record is from RefSeq and is a predicted model, not a curated record. NCBI's taxonomy places the organism in Eukaryota, Apusomonadida, Apusomonadidae. The transcript has a single exon.